AUGUCGGCCAUCUACAAUCUCGAACCUCAGCCGACAGCGUCUGCGAUUAUCCACACCACGCUCGGCGAGAUUCUCGUCGAGCUCUUCGCAAAGCAGACUCCGCUUGCCUGUCGCAACUUUCUUCAACUCAGUCUCGACGGCUAUUACGAUGGUACCAUAUUCCAUCGAUUAGUUCCCAACUUCAUUUUACAAGGAGGCGAUCCGACCGGCACUGGCAAUGGUGGCGAAUCUAUAUACGAUGGCGGCGCAUUCGGCGGCGACCUGGACCCUUGGCCAAUGGACCAGCGUCAUGGCAAGAAUGCCGGACCGACGGGUAUCAACUUUCGAGAUGAGUUCCACUCGCGCCUCAAGUUCAACAGACGCGGACUAUUGGCGAUGGCGAACGAAGGACACGUCGAUACGAACGGUAGCCAGUUCUUCUUCACGCUCGACAAAACAGAGGAACUAAAUGGCAAGAACACAUUAUUCGGUCGCGUGGCUGGCGAUACCAUAUACAAUUUGGCAAAAAUUGGCGAAUCCGAGGUGGAAGAGGGCACAGACCGACCCAUGUAUGCGGUCAAGAUUGAGCGCAUCGAGAUCCUCGUUAACCCGUUCGAGGACAUGGAGAAACGCACACGUGUGGCUGCGCAUUCGGAAAAGAAGCCCGCAGAAAAGGAAAAGAAGAAGAAGAAGCGCAAGGCCGGAAAGCAGCUUCUUAGUUUCGGGGAUGAGGAGGGCGACGAGGAGGUUACUUCGCUACCGAAGAAGGCAAAAUUCGACACUCGUAUAGUGGUGGACGACGGUUCGGCUGAGGAAGAGCCCAGGGCGAAAUCAACAAAAUCGAAAGCAGCAAAGAAAGGAAAGACGAGUGCACCGGAAGUUAAGGACGCCGGCGCGGGGGAGACGACAAUAGAGCCUGCGACACAGCCUGAGGAAACAGAACGCCUAAAACUAAACGACAGCGAUAGUGAGGCUGCAGGGGACUAUCCAGAGGUGCCCAAGAAGACGGCUUUGCAAAAGGCCAACGAAGAAAUUGCCGCUCUUAAGGCUUCUAUGAGACGGACCAUUCACGCUCCGAAGGAGGAGGAGCCUCGCAAGAAAUCGGCCCUGGCUUCGAUGAUUCCGGAAACAUCCAUUCGAGGAGCGCGUAAGAGACACACCGGUGGUUCCAGUGCCAUCUCGUCGGAUGAUCAAGCUACUCUGAAGCUUCUCAAGGGCUUUCAAUCACGGCUCGACAAGGCGCCGCCAGGAAAGGAAGUUGCCAAGAACGGUAGCGAGGAUGACGACGAAGCGAAGAAACGCCAAGCUGGUGGGGAUGAUGAGGCCGAGCUCUGUGACCUGCACUUUAUUGCAAACUGCCAGAGCUGCACAUCAUGGGAUGAGCAGGACAAGGAGGAGAGCGACGACGAAGGCUGGAUGUCGCACACGUUGUCAUUCGCCGCGGACAAACUCGGCAAGGAUCUGAGCAAUCGUAAAAACGCCGAAGAAGAGUUGGUUGUCAUUGACCCUCGAAAUAAGGAGCAGUCGAUGCGUGAAGAGAAGCGGGCAAAAAGAGACGCCCGAUCGGGCGGAUCUGGACGCGAGUGGGAUCAACGGCGAGACCAGACCAGAAACGCCCAGAUGGCGCAGGCUGCAUCGCUGGCAGGUCGUGGUGCCAAAUAA
This is a messenger RNA of Cordyceps fumosorosea ARSEF 2679, 1641 nucleotides long. Its product is annotated as peptidyl-prolyl isomerase CWC27. NCBI's taxonomy places the organism in Eukaryota, Fungi, Ascomycota, Sordariomycetes, Hypocreales, Cordycipitaceae. The transcript has a single exon. Gene Ontology annotation, cellular component: catalytic step 2 spliceosome. Bases 1 to 1641 code for a protein of 546 amino acids. The record is from RefSeq and is a predicted model, not a curated record. Gene Ontology annotation, biological process: protein peptidyl-prolyl isomerization; protein folding. Gene Ontology annotation, molecular function: peptidyl-prolyl cis-trans isomerase activity.